CAGAGCCCCAGAGGCCGGACAACUUACAGCUUAAUGGCUUUACUUUUAGAAAAACUAACAUCCUUCCAAUCAUAUAUUUCUUAGCCAUCAGAAAAGAAAUAAGACAUCAAAGGUUAAAAUGACUGGUUUCAAUUUUUGGAGAUAAAAAGAAGUUUUCUGGAAAAUUCUGGUAACCAGAGAGAGGGUGGAAGGUUAAACUGCUGGAAGAAGAUUGUGGCUAAAUAAAGGUGCUGCGUGAGUGAGGCCUUAUUGGGGAAAACUGAACAAGGACCAUCUGUGCUCUACCUGCAUCUCUGCUUCCUAGUUGAUUUACAGAAUGAGAUUUCCACAGAUUCUCAAGCAAAUGCAACUCAUUCAAGUGUUCUAGAUCAAAGAGGCUCGGGAAGACGUGUUUCAAGUUUCUGAUAAUAAAAAAAUAUAAAUUUUCAGAAAAGUCCUGGGAAUAAAGUUAAAGCUUUGACAUGAAUGAACAAGAAACUCUACCUGAAAUGAUCAAAGACUGGACCAAAGAGCAUGUUAAAAAAUGGGUAACUGAAGAUCUUAAAAUUGAUGAGAAAUAUGGACAAAUGUUGCUCAAUGAAGAAGUGUCAGGAUUAGUUCUGCAGGAACUAACUGAAAAGGAUCUUAAAGAAAUGGGGCUACCACGGGGUCCAGCACUUCUGAUAAAACGUACAUAUAACAAAUUGAUUAAUAGUUGCCCUAAAAAUGACAAUCAGGAUUCAGCACAAUCAGAUCUUACAAAACCUUCCAAAAAAGAACAACAAAAAAAGCCAAAACAAACCAAAAAGGAGGAGGAAAAAAUGUCAUCCGGUAUUGAUCAUGAUCUCAGAGAGAUCGGGGAUACCACAGAACAACAGUCCAUUCUUACGAAAGAAAGUGCAUUAAGUGAAAGAACAAACACUAAAKAUGAGAAAAAAAAUGAACUACAGACUGAACAGUUGACUUGUAUGUCAUAUCCUUUUGAUCACUUCCAUGACAGCCAUCGCUACAUAGAACAUUAUAUUCUACAGCCUGAAACAGGACCACUGAAUCUCAUUGACCCAAUUCAUGAGUUCAAAGCUCUCACCAACACGGACACAGCCACAGAAGAGGACAUCAAAAUGAAAUUCAGCAAUGAGGUCUUCCGGUUUGCAUCUGCUUGUAUGAAUUCACGCACCAAUGGUACCAUCCAUUUUGGAGUCAAGGACAAACCUCAUGGAGAAAUCAUUGGUGUGAAAGUCACCAGUAAGGAUGCCUUCAUUAACCACUUCAAUCUAAUGAUCAAAAAGUAUUUUGAAGAAAGUGAGAUCAAUGAAGUCAAAAGGUGUAUUCGGGAGCCAAGGUUUGUGGAGGUCCUCCUGCAGAACAAUACAUCGUCUGACAGAUUUGUCAUUGAAGUCGACAUCAUUCCCAAACACUCUAUAUGUAAAGAAAAGUAUUUCUAUAUUAAGAUGCAAUGCUGUACAGAUAAAACGUGGAAACAACACCAAGAUCAUUCACUAUUCAUUAGAGAAGGAGCUAGCUCUAGGGAUAUCUUGGCCAACAGCAAGCAACGGGAUAUAGAUUUCAAAAAAUUUUUACAAAAUUUAAAGUCUGUGGUAGCAUCUAGAAAAGAAGCUGAGGAGGAACAUGGGAUGAAGGUGACUAAGAAAAAGAGCGAAGGAUUAAAACUGGUUAAGCUUCUCAUCGGGAACCGAGAAUCAUUGGAUAAUUCCUAUUACAACUGGUAUAUUCUUGUAACAAAUAAAUGCCACCCAAAUCAAACCCAGCACUUAGAUUUUCUUAAGGAAAUCAAGUGGUUUGCUGUGUUGGAAUUUGAUCCUGAAUCUGUGAUCAAUGGAGUGGUCAAAGUUUACAAAGAAAGCCGAGUAGCAAACCUUCACUUUCCAAGUCAGUAUGAAGAAAAGACAGCUAGUGUGAUAGAGAAGAUUUCUACUCUGAAUCUUUAUGARCAGCCCAGCUGGAUCUUCUGCAAUGGCAGAUCGGACCUGCAAAAUGAGACCUAUAAACCUCUAGAACCACAUUUAUGGCAGAGAGAUAGAGCUUCUGAAGUCAGAAAACUGAUUUUAUUUCUCACAGAUGAAAAUAUAAUGGCAAGAGGGAAAUUUUUGGUGGUAUUUCUCUUACUCUCUUCGGUAGAAAGCCCAGGAGACCCACUGAUGGAAACUUUCUGUGCCUUCUAUCAAGCUCUCAAAGGAAUGGAAAAUAUGUUGUGUAUCUGUGUAAACUCACAGAUUUAUCAAAGAUGGAAAGAUCUACUACAGACAAGAUUGACAAUCUCAGAUGAGUUAGCAAACCAUACUAUUUCCACUUUAAAUAUAGAACUGGUAAACAGUACUAUCCUUAAACUAAAAUCAGUGAUUCAGUCAUCACAAAGGUUUUUGCCCUCCAGAGGAGGCGCCUCAGUUAUCCUAGAGAAAAAGGACGAGGAUACCUUGGUCGCACUGGAAAUCCUCUGUGAAAAUGAAUGUAAAGACACAGACAUAGAGAAAGAUAAGUCUAAAUUCCUAGAAUUUAAGACAUCAAAAGAAGAACACUUUUAUCGCGGUGGCAAAGUAUCCUGGUGGAACUUCUACUUUUCUUCUGAAAACUAUUCCUCACCUUUUGUGAAACGGGACAGAUAUGAAGACCUUGAACGUAUAAUAAACGAGUGUGCAGAAUGUCCUAAACCACUAUUUGUGAAAAUUAUCAACCUUUAUCACCAUCCCGGCUGUGGAGGUACUACACUGGCUAUGCAUGUUCUCUGGGACCUAAAGAAAAAGUUCAGAUGUGCUGUGUUAAAAAACAAAGCAACUGAUUUUGCAGAAAUUGGAGAACAAGUAAGCAAGUUGAUCACCUACAAGGCAAACAGCCACCAGGAUUAUAUUCCUGUGCUUCUCCUUGUGGAUGAUUUUGAAGAACAGGAGAAUAUCUACAUUCUGCAGAAUGCCAUCCAUUUCAAUUUAGGAGAGAGAGGUUUGCUCUAUGAAAAGACAUUGGUAAUUAUCUUAAACUGCAUGAGAUCCAAGAAUCCAGAAGAAAGCGCCAAAUUAGCAGAUAGUGUCUCCCUGAAAUCCCAACUUUCUCCCAAAGAACAACGAGCUUUUGAGGUCAAACUGGAGGAAAUUGAAAAGCAGCACAAGAACUGUGAAAACUUUUAUUCCUUCAUGAUCAUGAAAGGCAAUUUUGAUGAAGCAUAUGUAGAAAAUGUAGUAAGGAAUAUCCUCAAAGAACAGAACAUUGACACCAAGGAAGCACAACUCGUUUCUUUCCUGGCUUUACUCAACACUUACGUUACUGAUUCUACAAUUUCAUUGUCACAGUGUGAAAUGUUCUUGGGAAUUACAUACACUAGUACAUUCUGGAAACCUGAAAGCCUAGAAGACAAGAUGGGAACCUAUUCUACACUCUUAAUAAGCACAGAAGUUGCUGAUUAUGGGAGAUACACAGGGGUGCGUAUCAUUCACCCUCUCAUUGCCAUUUACUGCCUAAAGGAACUGGAGAAAAGCUAUCACCUAAAUCAAUGUCAAAUUGCCUUGAAUAUAUUACAUGAGAAUUUGUUCUAUGAUUCUGGGAUAGGAAAAGACAAAUUUCAGCACGACGUGCAAACUCUCCUGCUUACAAGGCAGCGCAAGGAGUACGGAGAUGAAACAGACACGUUGUUUUCCCCAUUAAUCGAGGUUUUGCAGAAUAAAGAAAUUGAAAAGGUCUUGACUGAAGGAAGUAUUCGAUUCCCACAAAAUGCAUUCAUUUGUCAGGCCUUAGCAAGGUAUUUCUACAUUAAGGAGAAGAAUUUUAACACUGCUCUGGACUGGGCAAAUUUGGCCAAAAGACGAGCACCUAAAAAUUCCUAUAUCUCAGAUACACUUGGUCAGGUCUACAAAAAUGAGAUCAAAUGGUGGUUGGAUGAACACAAAAACUGUACAAACAUUACUAUCAAAGACCUAACUCAUUUCCUAGAUGCUUCUGAAAAAGCCUCCAGAGCAUUCAAAGAAUCCCAACUGCAAACUGAUAGUAAAGAAUAUGAGAUUCAAACUUGGUCACCACAAAAGUCCCAAAGAAGGUAUGAUACAUAUAAUACGGCUGGGUUCUUGGGUGAAAUAGAAGUUGGUCUUUACACUAUCCAGAUUCUUCAGCUCACUCCCUUUUUCCAUCGGGAAAAUGAAUUCUCCAAAAAAUUUAUGGCCCAAUUUCUAUCUGGAAAGGAGGGCAUUCCUCCUGAUCCAAAAAAUGAAUAUUAUUUGGCUCUUAGCAUGUACACAUCCCACCUACAAAAUUUACAAUCAGAUUUGAAAAAGUGCUUUGAUUUUUUUAUUGAUUACAUGGUUCUCCUGAAAACAAGGAACAYCCAAAAAGAAAUGGCAGAAGUCAUAUUAAGCAAGAAAGUCAGUCGCUGUUUCAGGAAAUACAAAGAAAUUUUCUGCCAUUUGGAUUUAAGUCCUUUAGAAGGCAAAGAAUGUCAGUUGCUCCAGGAGGAGAAUUGCAGGAAAAGUCUAGAAGCUUUGAGAGCUGAUAGGUUUUCUGGACUCCUGGAAUAUCUUAAUCCAAACCACAAAGAGGCCGCAACCAUCAUGGAAAGUAUAGUCGAUAAAUACACCUUCCUGUUGCAGCAGAACCCAAAUAAACGGCUGACGAAGGAGAAACAGAAUUUCAUUUUGGCCAACAUCAUUCUCAGUUGUCUAAAACCCAAUUCCAAGUCCAUCCAACCACUUACCAAGUUAAAAAAAAUGCUCCGAGAAGUCUUGCAAUUCGUAGGACCAAGUCAUCUGUAUUCUGAUCCUUAUUUCUUGGCCUGCCUCUUGUUCUGGCCAGAAAACGAAGAACUAGAUGAAGAUUCCAAACAGAUGGAAAAGUAUGUUUCCUCUUUAACUAGAUCUUUCCGGGGACAGUACAAGCGCAUGUGCAGGUCCAAGCAGGCAAGCACCCUUUUCUAUCUAGGGAAGAAGAAGGGUCUCAACAGCAUUGUUCACAAGGCUGAGAUAGAGAAGCACUUCAGUAAAGAACCAAAUAUAAAUGCCCUCUGGCAGAGUGGACGUGUGUGGGAGAAACAAGAAGUCAAAGAUCUCCUGCGUCAGCUGAUUGGUCAGGCCGAAGGCAAGUUAAUCUCUAUAGAAUAUGGGACCGAGGAAAAAAUAAAAAUACCAGUGACAUCUGUGCAUUCAAGUCCCCUCAGAAGUGGCAGAAAUAUAGAAAGAGUGUCCUUCUACCUAGGAUUUUCCAUCGAAGGCCCUAUGGCAUAUAAUGUAAAAGUGAUUUAAAAAUGUAUUAGUUCAAACAUGUUUAUUCAUAUCUGCCUAAGAUUGUGUUCCUUCUCCCUAUUACCACGGCAUUUUCAUGACAUUGUUGGCUUAAUUCUAGUAUCAUAUUUUGCUUUGGUCUCUCUGAAUGAAUUAUAAGCCUUUCUAGAAAAUGAAAUAUGUUUACACUACAGAGCUCAACAUACAGCCUAGUCAGUUACUUAAUAUUUUAGACAUGUAUU
Urocitellus parryii (Arctic ground squirrel) is the source of this 5437-nucleotide messenger RNA. It is a transcript of the gene Samd9l, whose product is annotated as sterile alpha motif domain containing 9 like. The record is from RefSeq and is a predicted model, not a curated record. Gene Ontology annotation, cellular component: cytoplasm. Lineage: Eukaryota; Metazoa; Chordata; Mammalia; Rodentia; Sciuridae. Gene Ontology annotation, molecular function: protein binding.